Messenger RNA from Akanthomyces muscarius, 1110 nucleotides. RefSeq lists its product as uncharacterized. The transcript has a single exon. The coding region runs from base 1 to 1110 and encodes 369 amino acids. Gene Ontology annotation, cellular component: transcription factor TFIIH holo complex; transcription factor TFIIH core complex. The record is from RefSeq and is a predicted model, not a curated record. Lineage: Eukaryota; Fungi; Ascomycota; Sordariomycetes; Hypocreales; Cordycipitaceae. Gene Ontology annotation, biological process: nucleotide-excision repair; regulation of DNA-templated transcription.
AUGGACGCCGUCGAUUACUCGGAGCACUACGAGGUCGCCACGGCCGACGAGACGCCGUCGCUGCUCUCCGUUAUAAUCGACACCAACCCGCGCGCCUGGGCCGUCCUCGACGACGGCAGCCUCCCGCUCUCCCUCACCACCGCCGUCGCCAACCUCCUGCUCUUCAUCAACGCCCACCUCGCCUUUAGCGGCGCCAACCAGGUCGCCGUCAUUGCCGCCCACGUCAACCGCGCCGUCUGGCUGUACCCGACAACCUCCUCCUCCUCCUCCUCCUCCUCCUCCGCACGAAAGACUACCACAACCGAUGGCGACGUCGACAUGGCCGAUGCGCCUGCCGCCGCCGCCGCCAACUCGCCAAACAAGUACCCACCGUUUGCACACAUUGAAGCGACGGUGCUGGCCUCGCUCAAGAAGCUCAUGGCCGAGACGACGGAGCGCGACCUCGACAGCACAACCACGCAGCUCUCGGGCGCGCUGACGCUCGCGCUAUGCCACAUCAACAAAGCCGCGCGCGCCCUGAGCGCCGCCGACACGGCGCUCCUCGACGCCGCGCAGGCCAAUGGCACUACGGCGCCCCCUCCGCUCAAGGGCCGCAUCCUCGUCCUCUCCGUCUCCGACUCCGAGUCGGCGCAGUACAUUCCGACCAUGAACGCCGUCUUCGCCGCUGCCCACAGCCGCGUCGCCAUCGAUACGCUCGCCCUCGCUGGCGACGCCACCUUUCUGCAGCAGGCCUGCUUCAACACGAGCGGCAUCUUCCUGCGCGCCGCCAACCCCCAGGGCCUGCUCACGUACCUCAUGUUUGGCAUGAUUGCCGACACCGAGGCCCGCGAGUCCCUCGUCACGCCCACGCACGACACAGUCGACUUUCGCGCCGCGUGCUUCUGCCACGGCAACGUCGUCGACACAGGCUUCGUCUGCUCCAUCUGCCUGUCCAUCUUUUGCGAACUGCCGGCGAAUGCAGAGUGCCUCACGUGCGGCACGAAGCUGGCGCUCGGUAGCUACGGCGCCAAGCCCGCCGUAAUACCGAAAAAGAAGAAGAAGAAGAAGAGGGUCAUCAAUGGCAGCGGGAGAGAGGAGACGAUGAGCGCUACAGGAACGCCUUUGAGAUGA